Messenger RNA from Cuscuta europaea, 700 nucleotides. Lineage: Eukaryota; Viridiplantae; Streptophyta; Magnoliopsida; Solanales; Convolvulaceae. The record is from the annotation of a GenBank genome assembly.
GGAUACUGGGAGUGUCUGUCUAAAAUCUCCUCCAAGAACAACAAUUUUUCUACCAAAGGGCAGCUCUUCAUUCUUCGGAUUUACUGCUGAACAUAUACCUGAGUGUAUAUGUGUGUGUGUGUGAAAUGUAUAAAGUUUCAUUAAAGCAUUAAUUUUAUAGUUAUAUACCUGAGUGUUUUCUGCCAAAGUACGUAAGAUUGAUGAGCUUUGAGUGAGGGUUGAAACAGCAAAACAACGACUUGUAUACCCAUUAGGAGGUGUUGUCAUAAUGGGGGAGGUCACUGACUUGAAGAUGCAGAAUGCUAAUCUGAAGGCUGGAGAUACAAACAACAGAUUGAAAUUAUUCCUUGCAGAUGAAGAAGGGUCCCAGAUUAUCUGUUAUUUGUGGGAUAAAUUUGGUGAAGAAGCACAUAGCAGAAUCAAACAACAUAAAGAAAAAAAGAAGGAAUUUCCUUUUGCGAUUCGUUUAUGCUUUGGAAUAAUUAAAGACUCGCAAGACGAGAUUUCAGUUUCCAGUUGGUUUAACGCCUCUAGAAUUCAGUUUAGAGAGGACGACAAAGUGAUUUCACAAUUUGGUGACAGAAUUGAGAAAUUAUUUCCAAAAGUAACAGAGAGGUUAAUACUAAGCAAUGACCCUCCCAAAUCUGAAGAGGACAUUUUUCUUCACCAGUAUCACAAAUUACCAAUCAACCAAUUGCUU